Messenger RNA from Jatropha curcas, 724 nucleotides. RefSeq lists its product as uncharacterized. The record is from RefSeq and is a predicted model, not a curated record. NCBI's taxonomy places the organism in Eukaryota, Viridiplantae, Streptophyta, Magnoliopsida, Malpighiales, Euphorbiaceae.
CCUAUAUUGGAUUUUUUUUUUUUCCAAUUAACUAUUAUUAUUACAGACAUAUUCUUGUAUAGACCGUCCAUUACCAAACUCUUGUUCCUUCUUCACAUUUAAAACCUGCAACAACUACUUAUAUAUAUAAAUGCCCUCUUCUCUUUUCUUUAUUGUAACAUCAAGAAAAUGACUAGUUCUAAUAAUUCAAUGGGAGUUGGUUUCAUGGCUGCUUUUGCAGUUUCAGGCAGUGUAGUUCUCAUUGCUCGUCAACUGCAUAAGCGUCUCGUCUCCGAUUUCAUGAAGCAGAUUGAAUUUGAAUUAUUCGGGUCAAAGAGAUCAUGCCCAGGGAAUAAUAAGAAGAGGGUGAGAUUUGCAGAAGAUGUGAUAGAGCCAUCAAGAAAUAACAAAGAAUAUCGCAACAAACACUUGUUGAAGAUUAAUAAUAAUAAUAAUAAUAAUAAGCAAGGUUAUUGUGGUGCAAAAUUGCUUGAGGCUAUGCCUCUAAAUAGGCAAAUUUUGUAUAAAGGGAUAAUUGAGUACAAAUCCCUUAAAGGGUAUAACAUGUAAUAUUAUCAUAAACCCUAAUUUUGAUGUGGGGUCAAUUGUGUUCCACUUGUAAAUUUUUGAACUCUUUUUUUUUUUUUUCUAUUGUGUAUAUAUUUUGAAAUUCCAUAGGUUCUCUCAUUCCAAAUACAUGUACAUUUGAAAUGGGGAUUGCAAGAGAAUCUAGAAAUUUAUGUAA